Molecule: messenger RNA, 1632 nt
Organism: Debaryomyces tyrocola
Lineage: Eukaryota; Fungi; Ascomycota; Pichiomycetes; Serinales; Debaryomycetaceae
Source: the annotation of a GenBank genome assembly
AUGAUUAAACGAAAACCAAUAGUAAGGAAACAGCCAUUCAUAAACAAAAUAAAAUCAUUCCCAUUCGAUUUCUUUCUAUGGUUAAAUGAAAUAAGAUUAUCGAUUGAAUGGGAUAACUAUUGCGAUUCAAUGGCAAUUCCUUUGAGUUGUUCUUUAACUUUAAUAUAUUUGAUAUUGAUUAGAAUCACAGUGUAUUAUGAUUUGUCUUACAAUAAGAGAGAGAAUCCUUUAUUCCAAGCCGAUUAUUAUAAUUAUGAAAAAAUUCGGUCUCGGGCUGUCAGUGGCGAUCCAAUCGAAUUGAGUAUUAAUACGGAGGAUUCUUGGUGGUAUACUAUUUUGAACUUUAAUAUCGCCUUCUUAGGUAUUGUAUCAUUAAGUAAUUUCAUUUAUGUUUUGUUCUCCUUUAAGUACUAUACACUAUUAUAUUCCUCGAUAACAGAAAAGCCGAAGAGUUUAUCAGCAAGAAAAUUGGUCCUUAAAAAUGAUAUCAAUGAUUCGAUUUUUGAUAAAAUUUACAAAUUUUUCUAUAGCCAUACAAACCAGGCCAUAGAGCUUUGUUCGGAUGACGAAAGCUUUUACGACGAAGACACUAUAAACGAGAUCAACUUAAUUGAAAAGGAUAUUUGGGAAUUAAAAGUGUGGAACCCUUCAAAGUUCUCGCUUUUUGUAUUAACUAACUUUUCUCCAAUUUUGCUAUUCAUAAUUAAGUUAAUAUCUAAAGAAUUGCCCGUUUGGAAGAUUUUGUUCAUUGCCAUAAUCUUUAACGGUAAUUUUUAUUUCAUUAUAACGCAAAGAUUCCUCGUCUUACUCCAAGAUAAACAAAUAUUAUACCAAGAAAUGUUCCAAGAAUAUAACAAUAAAUUUGUAAAGCCGAAAACAUCGGUUUUGAAAAAAGAUGUGGUUGUUAAUGCAACGCUUGGUCCUCAUGCGCCUUGUAAUAUGGUUGUACAGUCAGAACAGAAGCCUCAUUUACAAAACACUAGACUGAAAGUAUUCAUCACCCAUAAUAUCAAUGGGGAACCAUUUAAUAAUAUCACGAUAGAAAAAAGUAAGACAAUGUCUCCAGAAAGACAAGAUCAGUUUCCAAGAUCAUUUAAGUACCAACAAGUAAAGAAUAGUUACCGUGAUUCACCUGUUAUGCCACGAGGUAGAAACGACUUAUAUCAUCAGCUACGCCAACCCAAUACAGAUCUAACGUACGAUGAAUCGAGAUACGAGAAUGAGCAAAUUGAACGCGAAAGAGAAUUUUUAAGAAGGAAUUCUUUCAGGCAGACUCCAAAGAGCCAGGCACUUUUUGAUCUUGAAGAUUACAGUGAUAACGAGGACAAACCUUGGUAUACUAUAUCGACACCGUACUCUCGGAAAAAUACUAAUGUGGAUAAUUCAUUUCAUCGAUCAACGCCUAUGCAUGAGAGUACUUUUGCAAGAGGGUUGCAAUCGCCUAUUGGUAAAUUAAAAAAUAAUAUGUCACUAAAUAGAAAAACAUUAUCUCCAUCGAGAAGUCUGUAUGAAAGGUCCUUAUCUCCUCAACGUAGGACCCCAGGAACAGCAACUUGGGAUUCAAGAUCUCCAAGUCCUAAAAGACUUUCCAGACCAUCAAGUCCAUCCAAACCGAAACCAAGGUGGCAUUAA